AAAAACCUUCCCCUGUCCUACCUUGCCUGCCCCUAUUGUAUUACCACUAUUAUUGCAAUAUUGGCUCAUACAUACCAAACAAAUUUCAAUUAAUCACUGAAUGCUUAGAGAGAGAGAGAAACACUAGUGGUAUAUACACAAAAGUUUACUCACCAUGGAGCUUGGUAGUCUCAUCAUCAACAACAACAAGGAGAUCAAGAUGGGGUUUCAUGAAACUGAGCUCAGGCUUGGAAUUGGAUUGCCUGCUGCAGCAAAUAAUAUUGAAGAAGUUGUGAGGAAGAGAGGCUUCUCUGAGACUGAAUCUGAGACUGACACAGUGGAUUUGAUGCUCAAUCUCUCCUCUAAGGAACCAACUUCAGCUGGGGCAGAUCCAAGUCAGAAACCCAAGACUAAUCUGCAGAAAGAGAAGACACUUUUGCCUGCAGAUCCUGCCAAGCCUCCAGCCAAGGCGCAAGUGGUGGGUUGGCCACCUGUGCGGUCGUUCCGGAAGAACAUGUUAGCUGUGCAAAAGAGCGUUGGAGAGGAGAGUGGUGGUGAGAAGAGCAAUAAUGGUGGCGGCGGCGGCGGUGCGAGCUUUGUCAAGGUGAGCAUGGAUGGAGCACCUUACCUUCGCAAAGUGGACUUGAAGAUGUACAAGAGUUACAGAGACCUUUCUGAUUCCUUGGCCAAAAUGUUCAGCUCCUUCACCAUUGGCACUUGCGAGUCGCAAGGGAUGAAGGAUUUCAUGAAUGAGAGUAAGCUGAUGGAUCUAUUGAACAGCUCUGAUUAUGUCCCAACCUAUGAAGACAAGGAUGGUGACUGGAUGCUUGUCGGUGAUGUCCCAUGGGAGAUGUUUGUUGAAUCAUGCAAGCGUUUGCGUAUCAUGAAAGGAAAGGAAGCCAUUGGUCUUGCACCAAGAGCCAUGGAGAAAUGCAAGAACAGGAGCUAGCUAGCUAGACAAGUGGUACCAGUUUAAUUGAGAACCUGCUCCUUUCCUUUGUAAUUGUGGGGCCCAGUUUGGUUUUGUACAACUAAUACCAUGAUAAGCUGCAGCAGACACAAAUGAGCAUAGCAGGGUGUUACAUUAUAGUUUGUGUAUCAAUAUGGUUUGUUACUUUGUUAUAUGAUUAAUGUUCCAAACAAAACAAUGUGAGAGAGUCUAAUUAAGUAUUGAUUAUGAACUCGAACAAAUAAUGACUCUAAAUUACUAUGUUGUUAUAGACUUGGCUUUCUUUAUUUGAUUGUUUAGUGAGUCUUGUCUCAAUAAUAAAUGUGCUUAAUUGUCUGUUGUAGGGAUAUAUUUUUUAGCUCAUCA
Messenger RNA from Lotus japonicus, 1294 nucleotides. Its product is annotated as auxin-induced protein AUX28-like. The record is from RefSeq and is a predicted model, not a curated record. The transcript is spliced from 5 exons. Gene Ontology annotation, cellular component: nucleus. The coding region runs from base 155 to 928 and encodes 257 amino acids. Gene Ontology annotation, molecular function: protein binding. Lineage: Eukaryota; Viridiplantae; Streptophyta; Magnoliopsida; Fabales; Fabaceae. Gene Ontology annotation, biological process: regulation of DNA-templated transcription.